This is a messenger RNA of Myxocyprinus asiaticus (Chinese sucker), 21717 nucleotides long. RefSeq names its product nesprin-2-like. Gene Ontology annotation, cellular component: membrane. The record is from RefSeq and is a predicted model, not a curated record. The transcript is spliced from 102 exons. Lineage: Eukaryota; Metazoa; Chordata; Actinopteri; Cypriniformes; Catostomidae. Gene Ontology annotation, molecular function: protein binding. Bases 76 to 21714 code for a protein of 7212 amino acids.
AGAAUCGUCAUCAACUUAAAACCGCAGAGUUCAUUCACUAGGGAAUGAGUGUGUGAGGGUGUUAAGGCAAGAGUCAUGGCAUCGGGGGGAGAAACCUGCACUCUGUCUGAGGAUGAAAGGGGCAUCCCACUAGACAUUGAUGAUGUACACAUGCUGUUGCAAGUGGAACAGGAACAGAUUCAGAAGAGAACUUUCACAAACUGGAUCAAUGCACAGCUCUCCAAGAGGAGCCCUCCGACCUCAGUCCAGGAUCUGUUCUCGGACCUUCGAGAUGGAACUCGAUUGUUGGACCUACUCGAGGUGAUGAGUGGUCAGCGCAUGAAACGUGAGAGGGGUCAUGGUGUGUUUCAGCAGAGAGGAAACAUCGAGACUGCUUUGAACUUCUUAAAAAAUAAAUCAAUAAAACUGGUGAACAUAAACAUCCCAGACAUCAUAGAGGGCAAACCUUCUAUCAUUCUAGGCCUGAUAUGGACAAUUAUCCUGCACUGCCAUAUAGAGGAGCUAGCCAGCAUGCUCUCCUAUGGCUCCCGCUCAUCCUCUCUGGACUCUCUGUCCAGUCUGGAUUCUGCCCCUGGGUCUCCUGCCAGCAGUCCUGUUCUUCGGAGAGCAUCACCGCUCCAUGCACGCUUCCGUCUCUCUGCUAAGAAGGCUCUGCUCCUGUGGGUUCGGGACCAGUGCCAGAAAGUUGGUUGUACAGCCAGUGUGAGGGACUUUAAAUCCAGCUGGAGGAGUGGUGAGGUGUUCCUGGCCAUCCUGUGUUCUCUUAGACCAGAUCUGGUGGACCUCUCUCAAGCCCAGACCAGAAGCCACCUGGAAAAGCUGGAGCAAGCAUUUCACCUCGCUGAGAUGGAGCUGGGAAUUCCCAGACUGCUUGAGCCAGAGGACAUUGAUGUCAGUAACCCUGAUGAGAAGUCCAUUAUGACAUACAUUGCUCAGUUCCUGCAGUACUCCAAUGAUCUGCCCUCAGCUGAUGAUGAUUUUGAGGCUUCACCCAAUCAGAAAGCCAGAGAGAUGACAUGCUGGCUACAGCGAGCCUAUCAGGAGUUAGUGGAGGCGUGGACCUCUACAGAGGGGAAGGGAUAUGCAGAAAGAUAUCAGGUAUUCCAGAACUUUGUGGGGACUUACUAUGGCCAGCGACGUCCAGUUAUUCCAUUGCUUAGUGCAAUGAGACGCUCUGCUAAACCCGGCGAGGAGCAGCAAGCACUUAUAAAGGCCUGGGACAUCAUGGAGGAGAGGUUACAAGAGUACAGAACAGAGCUGGAUGUUGGCUUGCCGGCCCCCCUGGACACACUGUGUCAGUGGCUUCAGCAUAUGGAGGCAGUCCUGUCUGAAGAGAACAGAAACACAGAAGAUCAUGCUCUUGCUGCCAGAGACGCCAGAAACAAACAAGAACAACUCAAGGUUUUGGUUGAGGAUUUAAGCCAACAUUUGAACACCCUUCAUCAUUACCAUAACACAGACGAUGAUGGUUGUCCUCAUGUGCCAAUUGAGAAGCUGAAGGAAAUCAAGAGACGUUUCACCAGUGCCAGAGUGACAGUCAAGUACCACGGCAUCAAGCUGCAAUACAGGGAACGGAUACACCAUGUUUAUGACCUGCUGGGGCAUCUAAAGUCUAAGUUGGGCUUGUGGAGAGGGCUUUAUGGCUCCCAGGAGUCUGUUUACUCUCUGCUACAGGACUGGCAUGAAACAGUUGACAAGCAAGGCCUGCUGUCAAUGUUGAAGGAAGCACUUCAUAAACUGAAGGACACAGCAGCCAAUUACACAGACAAAGCAGCCUUGGCUGAAGACUCACUUAUAGUGAACAGGCAGGUAAAGGAAGUUGAAAAUGAGACGGGGGUGUGGACAGAGGCCGUAGAUGCAGCAAGGGGCACAAUGGAGCGUGUUCUGGCUGCAUGGGAGUCCUACAAAAACUGCCUGUAUCUAUUACAGGUCUGGUUGGGGCAGGAGGGCCAAUUACAAACUGAAGGGAAAGAGCAGAAGCAUUUGUCUGAGUGGAGUUCUCAACAAGCCCAGCUGAAUGAGGCUGGAAACUUUCUCAUUGAGAUGUCUGAUGCCUCCACCAGUCACUCUCUUGCUGAUGAGCUCUGCAGACUCAACAUGCAGUGGGCUGACUUCAUUAAAAGGACCAAGUUUGCAGUGGUCCCUCAGCCCACUAGUGUGGUCGCAGGUGUACAAACUGCCCAAGGCCUUAUGCAGGAAGCAGGCUGGGUGCUUAGAGAGGCAGUGGAGGUGUCAUCUGGACCUCUACGUAUAUAUAGGAAGAAACUCCAGAUCAUCAUUCAGAAGAUAUCAGAGUUGAAUAUGGACUCUUUAACUCCAUUACCAGAAUGCAAGGAGGAAACUCCACAGAAACGUACUCUACCAGAGAUAUUCGAGACUCUGUGUGGUGUGGACAAGUCGUGUGAGGGCCUCCAGAGAGCUGCGUCCCUGCUGGAGGGAAGAGUGGCCGAGCUUGAAAACUGGAGAUCGGAAGCCCAAGAUGUCUGCCAGCAUCUAAAAGAAUGCCAGCGUAGGGGCCAUCGGGGGCCUCAUCCCAAGGCCAAAGCGCUGAUCUCGCGAGGUCUACAGUUAGAAGGACAGGUGGUGACAGAAAGUGAGGACCUGCAGACAUUGGUGACAUCAGUGCAAAAGACCCCUUCCCUGCCUUACUACAGCAUGUCAGUUCUACAAGACAGAGUGAAACAGACUGUCUUUCAGUGUCAGGAGGUUAUUGAGAUGCUCAAUUGUCAUGGAGGUAAGCGUGAAGGACAGCCUGAUGGUUCACAGCCCUCUUCUAAGGUUAUCGUGCCAGCAUAUUCUCAGUCUGAGGACCACACUCAAUCCUUUCAACAACAUCAGGCUCCGAUGUUUCCCAAAAGCACCAAACCUUCUCGAGAGAGCCUAAUAGAGCCUCAAAACCAAGAAGAUCUUUCUCUUCAGCUGCAGGCACAACUGGGCAUGCAACCCCAAGUGUUCCCUGAGUUUCAUGAUAAAAUACCCAAACAUCAGAAGACAGCUGUAUGUCAGAUUCAGCAAAUUGAGCUCAAACAGCCAGUGCUGUCAUCGGUUGUUGGAAGGAAGACUCAAAUGAAACCACAGACUGAAGUUCAGGUUAUCUCUGUUGACUCAAGCCAAACCAGUGGCUUUGGACCAUCAGACUCUCUCAACUCUUCAUCCUUGCCUACAUUUAGCUUAAACACUCUGUAUACAUCUUUUACAGUGACUCCAUCUGGAAUGCCAGUAGAACAAAACCUUGGUACAUCACUAAAAUCACAAUCUCAAACCUCAUUGGCCACCCCACACCAAAGGGUACUCCCCAAGGGUCAAAGCUUUCCACAGUCACAUGAGCCAUUACAAACCCAAGAACCCAGAAAACGUCAAAAGACGGAAGAGCACAUAAAAACACAAAGUGACCCACCUGUUCAGAAACCGAUCCUUGCAUUAUCUGGUAGUCUGCCAAAUGAUCCAUCUCCUCCAAAACCCUCAUCUAUCUGCACAAAACAAAAGAAGAAAGGUCAAAGCAAGUCUCCAACUGUUCCUCAUGUCCCAGAACAGAAUGAGGUAUAUGCCAGAGCUCAAGCUUUAGCCAAAAGCAGACUGGAAAAAGCCAAACAGCACCUGCAGGACCACAUACAGGAUGUAAUCACAGUGUUCAAUAACAAACAACCCAGGAAAAAGCAGGCAGCAUCACGGCUUCUCAGGCCUGCUGUUUUGGAGGAGUUCAUAGAAACUGUGAAAGGAAUGGGGGCCUUCUGCACUGAUGCCGAGCUCGGAGACCUGGACCUCCUCUGUCAGUCUGUCAGGGCCCAGUGGGAGGCAGGUGCCACAGCAACUGAGCAUUCAGGUUGUCUGGAAGCCUUGACAAGAAUGAUUGAGAGUCUGCAGCACACAGAGAGUUUUCCUCUUGCCAUCACCCACCUGAUGAUUAACACCGAGAGGGUGGAGACCGUUCAGCACCACAAAGACUCGACAGGUGUUUUAACACCUUGCCAGGACAGGGGUGGAGCAGUCAAGGAUUGCAUCCUGCUGAGAGAGACUAGACCGCUAGAUGACCAAUCAAUAUACCCUGACAUCUCACAGGCCAUCGUCCAGACCAACACUGUGGAGAUGAAACAGAUACCCGAAAGGACCGUCAUCCACCCCUGCUCCGCAGAGGAAGUAAAGGUUACCCCACAGGAACCUCAGAGCAGGGUGAAGUCCUUUGAAACUGCAGUGGAGCUACUGGAGUCAGCUGACUUUCAGAUAAGACUGAUCUCAGAUCAGCUGAAACAAAUCAAUCAGAAACCUGUGAAUAUUAGAAACUUCACCGUUGCUGAUGCCAAAACUCUACAUGAAGAUCUAAAGCUUCUACAUGAAAGUGUCGAGAAGCUGUUUCUCAUCAAUCAGAGUGAAAGUUCAGUUAGUGACCCUGCUGAUCUGAGUCACAAUGAGCUCCAAGCCCAUCUCCCUCUGCAACAAACUCUCUACAGCCACACAAAAUGCUUGGAGGAGCUAAGGCACUGUCUGAGAAAGACUGAGUCAUCCUUUGUGGCCCUUGAAAACCUCCUAUCCCAUCUCCAGCAGGUGAAUGAAGACCUCACUGCAGCUCAGAGCACCUCAGCCUCUACACCAGACUGCAGCUCCAGAUUUGCUUCCAUCUGGAAAAGUUUUCAGCAGGCCAGAGAGGAAUCUGUUCGGCUGGAUCGAAUACUAGAUGAUGCCGGCAUGAGAAUAGCUCUCGAUGACAAACCAGGCAGUUGUCAUGAGAUGGUGUCAGCUAUGUUUCUACGUGCUGAAGAGGUAGAGACCAAACUGGCUGCAGGGUCGAGGCGAGAUGAAAGAGGUGGGAAAAGAAGAGAGAAGGGAGAGCAGAAGGAGAGAAUGCUCGGUAGAAAGAAAAUGGCCUUGCAGGUCACAGUGAAAGAGGUGCUGGCAGCACUGGAAAGACAUGGACUGAAGGAGCCCACACUUCCUGCACUGCAACACAGGUUACGUUUCCUAACAGACAUGGAGAGUAAACUGGUUGCACUACACUCAGAAAUUCGGGAUCUACGUGAUACACAUGCACAGACAAACACCUCAGACACUGGCCUCAUCGAGCUGCAGACACAAUGGGAAGAUGCACAUAGAGCAGUUACUGAGAGUCAUGAGCAGUGCGUCUCUUUGACCGAACUACUGAAGAAGUUCCAAAGCUGUCGAAAUCGCUUGGGCAGUACUUUGCAGAUAGCUGAGCAGACCCUCGCUGAUCAGGCCUCCUACAUGGGCAAAGAUAACCUACGCCUACUGAUCAGUAAGGUCACCAGUAUAAAAUCAGAACUUAAUGAUCUUGGGGAUGGGGUGGAGGAGUACAGAGCUGUGUGCAGACAGCUCCAGUCUCUGAUGAGAAGGAUCCCAGACUGUGCAGACGCCCCAUUUGAGAGUGAGGCUGAUGCCCUCAUGGACCGCUGGCUUGAUGUCACUGAAAAGACCGACUGUCAUCUAGACAACCUUCAAGCUGGGUUUUCUCUUUGGGAAAAACUCCUCUUAAUGGCUGGAGAGGUGGAGGGCUGGACUGCCCAAAAGCUGAUGACACUUGCUCAGACACAUCCCUUUCAGACUGAGCAGGAUGUGUCGGCCAUGCAGGAUGAGCUGAUGGCUCAACAAGAGAACAUCGAACAUUUCCAUCGCAGAUCUUUAGAGAUCCAGGAGCUGCUGCAAAUUCGAGAAUUCCCACUUGAGCUACAGGUGAUUGAAAGCCAGCUGAGGAAGAGGAUGGCAGAGGUGAAGGAGCUCUUUUCAGAGACCAGUGAUGUCUUUACACAACUGGUUGCUGCCAAAAUGCAGGUGUCGUCUGAAAUAGCAGAGCACCAAUCCUCCAUCCACACCAUCACAGAUGCGCUAAACACACUGACUUCAUCUGAAAGCACACAGGUCCUAAACACAAUCCAGUUUUUAUCAGAGCAACUGCAGACAGAGGCAGAGCAGAGCGAGGCUUUGCUGCAACAGAUAGGUCUUCUAGCCAGCAUUGCUGGUCUAGAAAACCUGCAUGCACUGGCUGAAGAUGGAGCUCGACUUCAAGAAAGCAUCUGCACAGCCAGAGAGCUGAUCAUGGAAAAGACAGAGCAGAUAAUGAAUCCCAACAACCCCAAAAAUCCUCAGAUGGUACAAGACCCAAAGCACAUCAAACUCUGGAUUAAUAAAACACAAGAUCAUCAACCAAAAGAUACUCGGCUUGCAGCUACUCUGUGUCCUCAAACACAAUCUCAAUCUAAUGGUGAAAAAGCGGAACACUCCCACAGAGACGAGAUACAAGAUGCUCUUCUAGCUGAUUUUAGGGAUUUCAAGCAGCAGGCCUUCACCUGGGCAAGUGAACUACAUCUGAAGGGUAAUCUAAAGGUUUCUGUAGAUAAUAACAGCCAGGCUACACUCGAGGAGAGACUCGAAGCAAUACAGGUUGUAAAAGAUCUAAAGCCUGAAGCAGACAGCAGGCUACAGGACCUGAAGGUGAAAGGUCAGAGACUCCUCCAAGGACAAGGUCUAGAGGACAGAGACAAACAGGAAGUCAGUGAUAUCCUCGGGAGUUUAGAGAAAAAGUGGGAAGCUCUUCUGAAAUCUGCAGACGAACAGCACAGAUUCCUGCAGGAUGUUAAGGAGCUUUCCUCCUCCUGUCAGUGCCAGAUGCAGCAGACUGAGAGCAUGUUACAGGAGUUGCAGGUGCUGGCGGCAGAAUUGCCUAUGCUGUUCCCUUGGCCUGGCCUUGCUGAGAGGCGUAAGGCCAUUGAGCAGACCGGAGACCUCCUGUUGAAAGCACAAGAACUGGGCCCUGCCCUCACUGCACAGAGAGCCAAUUACAAGGAGCUGGCCAAAUACAACCCCAGCUGGACUGAGCCAUCCUGGAGCAACUUGGAAUGCAAUGCUUCCCGUCUUGUCCAAGAUCUUAAUGAUGUGUGUGUAAGUCUAAGUGAGGGUACAGACGAGGAGCAGAGGUGUGCACUGUUAAUGCAACAGAGUCAAGAGAGUCUGGACUCUCUACAGGAGCGGAUAGAGGAUGAUUGUCAAGACCCAAAUGCUCUAAAGGCCUUGCUUCAAGCUGUAGAACAAGAGGGCAGAAACCUGCUGGAGAUUGAGAAACUAACUGAUGUCCUACUGAAAACCUGCACUUCAGAAGGUCAGACCGCUCUUUCCCAGGACAUUCAGACACUGUUUGGAAAGACAUCAGCCCUGAAGAGGACUCUGGAAGAGGUGGGCACUUGGGGUGGGAACUCUGAGCCAGUUAAAAGCUUUGUAGAGUGGAAUGAAUUUCAGCAGCUUGGACUAUCCCCAGAGGAGCUCUAUUCAGUUCAGGUGGCCACUGACAGUGCAGCAAAUGACAUGGAUCGCACGACUGUAAAUAUCAUGAGCACUGAGGAAAAUAUUGCAAUGCCAAAUGCAUCGCGUUUAUCUGGCUCAACCCAAAAAGCACCAACAGAUGUUGAGAAUCUCCGACCAGCCCAGGACACAGAUAAGCAGAAAUUAAUGUCUGGAUCUGUAGAGAGGGAUGAAACUGGACCUGCAAUACGAGGAGACCACAGGGAGACCACUGACGGUACAGGUGUAAAAUCAAGUGUCACUUAUGGUUCUUUCUGUGAUAGUGCACUCAACCCAGAAGCCCCAAAGCCCAUCUUAACCUUAGUACUGAACUCGGAUAUCUCUAAACCCAACCAGAACCCUCUGGCACAAGGCAUAUCAGAUUCUGCAACUCAGUGGGACACUGUUUCAGAUGUUCAUUAUGAGACCGCAGAGAGAUCAGAGAAUGGACUGGAGCAUUUGGAAGCCAAGCAAUGUGUUGAUGUAGCUGUAGAUGAAGAAAAUUCUUCUGAUUUACUGCCUCCAAAGCGGAUUGCCACUAUUAUUUUGGACUCUUAUCUUUCCUCAUCAGAUUUGCAGUUUGAUAAGAACAACCACACUGAUAGAGUUAAGCCUACUCAGAGAGCUUUUGCUCUUGAGCUUGAUUCCAGGCCUAAACCAGAGAAGGACUCUUCAACUCCAAGAUUAGUCUCAGCUUGCUCUGAUCCCAUGGUUUCACACCCAGAGAAUGAUGCAAGCACUGGAACUGCAAAUAAAGUGUUUACCAUCAUUUUGGAUGUUGAUUCACCUACAUUACAGUUAGACCGUUACUGGCCACUGCAGACAACAGAAUGUGGGGGUCCUGAGGGCUCUGCCCACAGAGGCGAAUUCUCUUAUUCAGAAGUCAAGGAUCAACAGAGUAGCUCUUCUCGCACUGGGAAUCCUGGAUGCCAAGACUCUGAAAUAAGCCUUUUAGAAAUGGAUAAUGUGAGAACAAGAAUCUCUGAAUCAAAGAAUGUUAAUACUGAAUCUCAGGAAGACAUGUGUGAAAUUCCACAUGUGGGAUUGGUACAGCCAGGACAUAGGGAAACUACAGUGAUGCAGCCACUAAAGACCUCUGAGGUCAUGGAGAUUGACAUUAUAAAAGGUCGAAAAGAGGAGUCACAUCAGAUUGUAGAAGACCAACAUGCAGUUAUAAUUGCUGACUUAUCAAGCCAAAUGGAUGUCGACACUGGAAAAGACAGUGAUUUGAUGUCUUUGGUUCUCAAGCAUGAUGUUACAAUGGUGGAGAGUCUUGAGGCAGAGGUCACCAGUGACAAAAACACAAAUGCACCAGACAAAGAGCUCUCAAACUUAGAAGAUGACACACAAAACCCUCCAAAUGUUAUUGAAAGAAGGAAAAAGAACAACAAAGCAAUUGGCAUAGAACCAACAACAAAUGUUAGUAAUUAUAAGUUGAAGACUCCAAUUUCCAAACAUACAAACACAACUGAUUCAAUAUGCCCUCAAACAUUUGAGACAAGACUGGUGGACACCACAGAUACAUCACUGACUGUGUCUUCAGACACUGGAAUGUCAUUGGAUACAGAAUGCAAACUACCAGGAGCUAUGAACACCUUGAAUGAAGAUACCGAAAAUCUACUACAAAUAGAGACUAAUGACAAACAUACAGAGACAGUUGGUAUUUCUCAUGCUGGAGCUGCCCAUACCAAUACCACAGGCUCUCCAGAUGCUGCUAUCUUCAUAGCAGUAGAAUCACUGCAGUCAGCACAUACAGAUGUCUCGAAAUCAAUGCCAAUGGAUGUUUCAACUUUUGUGAGAGCUGAGUGUACACAGAAUACAGAAUGCAAACCUUUAGGAGCUAUGGGCACCAUACAGAAACAUAGUUUGAAUCUCUUACAAACAGAAACUGAGAAUAGACAUUCAGUGGCAGGUACCAUCUCUAAAUCUGUCACUGACCUUACUCCAGAUGAUGUGGUCUUAACAGCAGAGGAAUCUGUAAAGUCAGUACAUGCAGAGACCUCUGAAUCAAUGUCAGCAGAUGCGUCACCUGUUGUGAUCGCUGAGUGUACAACUCAAAAUCCUAUCACUGUCCCAUCAGAGACACAAUUCAGUAACUACGCUGAAGCACAGAGGACAGAAGAUUUAGAGAGCAGUUUUCUUUUGCAGUCUGAAGACAUGCACAGAGCCAAUUCAGAUCGAUUUGUCUUGUACAAAACAUCCCAAAACAGAGGAUCAGGAGCAGAUGGUGAGGAUAAAACAAGGCAUGUAGAGCAGUCCAGGGUGUGGGCCACUUUUGUGGACACUGUUACUAAUGUUCAGCCACUCCUGGUAACCAGUAAUGUUUCUGAGGAAACCAGGUCAAGAGAGGAUGCCUGGUGUCUUAACUCGUUAUUCACAGAGUCAGAGGCCAGUCUGGCAUGGACUGUCCUGCGGGUUUGCAGAUGCCGGAACCAGCAAGCCCAAUUGAGCCUUACACGUAUGACUCAUCAGCUGGAAGAAGCAGAGAUCUGCAGGCAAUGUGUAUUGGAGCAUAUAGCGAGGCUGCCUAAGCAUGGAGCUAGCGGAGGGUACUCUACUGAGCCUGAGCAGAGGAUAGAGGGGAGAUGGAAUGCAUUGCUGCUGGAUACUUCUACCAUGGCACAGUUUAAAAAAUCACAGCUUCAGCAGGUUACACAUUACCACCAGCAAAAACUGGCUCUAACAGAUACACUCCACACUCUGGAGGCAGAGCUGAGCACACUGACAAUGGAUUGUAUUGAAAGCAGCACCCUGCAAGCAGAAAAACUGAGUGCAUUUUUGAAAACUAUGCAGAAGAACAGAGGCAUGAUUGAGGAGCUCCUACAGACAUGCUGCCAGAUCUCAGCCCAUCUGAGUGAAGCAGAAGGACUUGUGGUCUGCUUCGAACCAGUUAGAAAUUUGCAGGAGAAAUGGCAAACUCUGGAAAGGGCUGCUUUAAGGAGUCUGUGGCACAAUAACAUUUGCACAGCAGAAGUGUCCGCACUGCUACAAGAGUCCAGAGAGCUUAGAUGUGAACUGGAGCUUCUGGAGAAAUCUAAAGGACAGACAGACUGUCAAAAUGUAUUACAGCAAGCUGUUGAAACUGCAGACCUGAUAGUGCUGAGUGAGCGUUACCUGUACCUUCUUGAGCUCUGUCAGGAUCUUUCCUUAAGUCCACUGAGGAAGAAGGAGCUCAAGGAUAUGGAGGAAACCAUGCAGAGUCUUAAUUCUCAGCUUGCUCUGGUUCAGGAGAAGCUCAAUUCUAACACUUAUAAUGACAAUGAGUGUUCACCGAUCAUAAAGAUUAUAAGGGAUUAUUUCACAUGGGCUAAACAAACAGACAGCAAAGUUAGUAGGAGAAGGAGGUUGUCUCUGUUUACUGAGGAGGCAAGUCACCAGAUCAACCUCAUGAAGAAACUGCAAUCGGAAAUAUCUCUAAAGAGGUCUCAAAUGGUCUCUGUUUUAAAAGAGCUAAAACAAGAAAUUACAGUACUCGGCGAGGGAGAUUCCAUAGCUAUGUCACCCACUCUCAAAUCCUUAGAAAAUUUGUACAUUAAGAUUACAGAGAACACUGACUAUACUGUGGUGGAAAUGAACCGAAUGUUGCAUAGGAGAGAAAUGCUUUGGAAACAGAUUGCUGACAGCAGCUCUUGGCUGACCUCAGUAUUGGAGAAAGAGUCUGUUAAACCUAUGGCUUCUGAACUUGCAACUACCAUCCCAGAAUUGAGAGUCCAGCUUCAAAUAUGCACAGAGGCUUUAAAGGAAGCUGAGAGGCAAGUAAAUAGCCUACAGACUCUGAUAGAUGAAACUAAGAACAUGAAUCAGGGUUUGAGUGUACCUGAAAGCUUUCAGCUUGUUGACCGGCUUACAGUUUUACAAAAAGAAGUUUCAGGGGUCGUAAACCGUAAGUGGGCCUCACAAUGGGUGCUAAAAGAGCUUCUCAAUGCCCAGGAAUCUUCUGCCAAGGAACUGAAUGUCAUUCAGAAGAGCUUACGAGAGAUGAAUACUGACAUCGUGAGGCAAAAGUAUCCUUUUACAAGGGACUCUUUCUUUGCUAUUGAACAUCGUAAGCAAAUGCUGAUGGAGCAUCUGUGUAAGGUCCAGGAAAUUCCACACUUUCCAGAACCUCAAAGGAAUGAUAUUCUUCAUGCUAUACUAGACUUACAGAGGAGAAUACACCAAAUAGGCCAGCAAGCCAAGGAGCAGAAAGUCUACCUCAAUUUAAGGCAGCGAAUGGAGGACUUCAGAGAGGAAGUGAAGAAGAGCUUGUUGCAGAUUUCAGACUCAAGUGUAGGUACUGACACAAGGCUAAGCUUCUGUCAGGCUCUCCUGGUGGAGCUUCCUAUGGUGAAAAUGACAUGUCAAGAGGCCACUGACCACCUGGAGGCCAUUUCAAAAGAUCUCUAUCCUUCCCAGCUCACAGCAGAACAGCAAAAGAUCAGCUGGACCGUUGAGCAGCUAGCUUUUUGGGAGCUCACAGUCAGUAAUGAGGCUAAAGCCCUGGAAUCCACUCUGGUUGAGGAUCUCAGAAGAUCCACAGAUCUCAGUGAGCUUAGUGACCUUUUCAGCAGUAUUAGACAAGACCUGAAAGAGACCAUCCACUUGGAGCCAGAGAAUAAGGCUUUGGAUGCAGAGUUGCGGAAGCACUGGACACUGAUCAGGACUGUGGAGUCUGUGCUACGAAUGUUGGCAAGCUGCAGGAAAGGAUCUGAGGCAGAAAGCUACAAGAAAACCAUUGAUCUUGGCCAGAUAACUCUUAAUGAUUGCAAUAAGCAUAUGGACCAACUGCUCCAGGCACAGAAGGCACUGAAACAUUACCGCUGGGCCAUUCAGGGAGCUAGGAGCUUCUUUCAGCAGGUUGAAUCCAAUCUGAUUGUUCCCUCCAUCAGCUUCAAAGACUGCAAAGAUGAACAGCGCCAUAUUCAACAGACUUCCAACUGUCUGGCUGAGGGUUUCAAGGUCCACUUGGCUGAAGUUGGGGCUUGCAUACCGCAGCAUACAUGCCUCUCUAUUCCUCAAACUGAGCAGCUUCAUAUCCAGGUUUUGAGUGACCUUUUAGUACAAGAUGCCAAAUUAGAAGCUCAGGCUCAGCUCAGACUGGAGGCCUUACAUAGGUGCAUGAGAGACCACAGGGUGCACAGGAGCCACCAUGAAGAAAUUAGCCUACUUCUCAAAAACAUUGACUCUCAAAUCUCAAAAUGCUUAAGUCAAAAACUGACUAAUUUAGAAGCUUGCCAAGACCAACAAUUGAAAGUACAGGUGCUCAAGUCUGAGCUGAAGAACCUCGCUAAAAGGCUGGAGGACUUGAGAGAAAGCUGCCUGGAUCAGCCUUGCGAUGCACCUGCUGACCUGAUGGUGGGACAUCUGUGGAGGUCUUUGGCAGUUCUGCAGUGCAGAGUGGAAUCACUCAAAGACAGCACAGCUCAUAAAGAAGCAGAGUGGAGGGACAUUAUGACACGUCUAAAUAAAUCAAAGGAAGAUCUUGACAGUCUACAGAUGGAUCUUCCUGACUCAUCUUUGAUGACGGGAUCCCUGGAAGAGAUUCAGGGUGUUCUGACCAAAAUGGAGCAUAUUCAGGAUAGGACUGAGCAGAAGCAUCAUACCCUGGCUUCUCUACAACACUAUGUGGCACGAUUGCUUGGGGUCUCAAAUCUACAGCAGCUGAAAGAGUCUCCUCAAAUCUGUCAGGACUUGCAGUCUCUGCAGGGACAUUGCAGAAGUCUCAGAGAUAAGAGCAAUAACAUCCGCCGGGAGGCCCUUUUUGAGAUCCAGGAGUUGGGUCGGGUGCAGGAGGAAAUGGGUGCAAUACAGCAGAGUUUUCUUUCUCUUUUGACCAACUUGCAGUCUAAGUCAGCUGCUGAACAUUUACAGGAGGUUAAAGUGGAAUUGGUCUCACAGAAGGCUCGACUGCAGGAUGUCAUGAACAGAGUACAGAAGAGAUGGAGCCGUGUACCCUCAGAGAUUCAGACCUUACAAGAUGAGCUCAACCUCUCCCUGCUGGAGGCUAAAGAAAAGAUGGAUAUGGUUAUGGAGAAGAGUGGUCCUCUUCAUAAAAUAACUGAGCAGGUGGGAGACGUGACUGUGGGACUGAAUUGUGUUCAAGCCCUACUGAAGCAAAGGAGCCCUAAUUUCUCUGAGGCUGAACGUACACAAAAGCGUAUCUGGGAUGAGCUGGAUCAAUGGCACACUCAUAUAGCUGAGCUAGAGGCUGAAGUGCAGGAGCUUGCUGAGGAACAGCCUGAGAGAGCACACAUCCUUAUGGACCAGCUCACAGAACCACUGCAGCUCUACCAGACCACAGCCAAGCAGGCCGAGCACAGGACCGCCCUCAUCAGCAAAAUCCCUGCCUGUCUGCAGGAGUAUGAGGGCUUACUCAGUAGCUCCACCUGCUGGCUGAGAGAGGCCCAGUCCUGGCUUGUUGCCCCCAGAACCUACACCACAGCGAAAUGCCUCCACGGCCACGCCAACUCCCUCAAGAUGAUGCUGGAUGAAUCUGAGGGAUACAGAGCAGCUCUGGAGGCCUUCAUGCCUGUCCUUCAGGAGAUCACUCCAGUGUGUGACACCACUUCUCAAGAGCAGCUUCUCCAACUGGCUAUGCAAGAUAUCACACACAUGCAGCAAAGUGUUCUGGAUCCUCUGUCCCACCUUCAGCACCUAGCAGAUGAGAUGGAUGCCAUUGAAACAGAGGUGAAGACGAUGGAGAAGAAUUUGACGAAGAUCAGAACAAUCCUUUCCAUGACUGACACAGAGAACAUCUCUCCUGAGGAACAUCUCCAGAACAGACAGGUCAUCCUGGACAAUAUCCAGUCCAUGAAGAGGACCAUUGAUGAGAUUGAGAGCUGCAGGCCAGGCCUAGGGCUUCCUGCAGGAGCAGAACAAACUCUCACAGCCUUCAACUGGGCUCGAGAGCUCCUGCAGCCCAUCCGAGAGCUACAGCAGCUCAGUGUGGAGCAGAGCACAGCGCUGAGGGCAUCUAUUGGUCUGCAAACUGAGAUUACCUUACCUUUUGGCCAAACCAUGGGAGUCACUUCGCCACACCCCUACACUGGAGAAAUGAUGCAGGUGUCCAUGGAAGACCCUUACAGUGAGGAAGAGGAUGAAGGCAGUCAGUCUUCAUCCUCGGGAACUCUGACAUGCAGUGUUCCAGAGGAUCCAGAUGAGAGAAUAAUGGAAGAGGAAGAUGUUGAAACUAAAACUGCCUCAGCUGUAACGGAGUGUGUCACCAAGGAAUUGUCUCCUGAAGAUGUUGAGAAUAUGGAUGUAGCUGCAAUUAACCCAGGAAGUGGUUUCACAGAGCCUCCACUCCAUGAAAUAUCUGACACAAAGCGUAGAUUAGUUACCGAAGAGACUACCUGUCUACCUGCAGCAAUACCCAAACACUCUGAAGAGUUUACAAAUGAAAGUUGCCUUAUAUCUGAAACAGCAAAUGAAGAUAAUGUUUUAAAAGCUGAGGAAAAGACGACCAAGUGCCCUGUAACCACAGUCACUGAAGCAGUACCCAUGAAGCCUGGAACAGAUUUAAAAAACGCUAUUUUAAAAACAAGUGAUGCCAGUGAAACGACUGAAGAGUCAGAAUUUGUAGAUGAGAAUACAGUAUCAAUAACCUCCGAAACGGGUACAGUUGAUCAAGUAAAAUCACUAAUCUAUAAAGAAGACUCAACCCCACAGACACCUAACAGUGAGGCUGUAGAAGUUACUGAUGAUGACCAAUCCCAACCUGUAGGCAGCACAGCUGAUUCUGGAACAAAAUCCAUAGACACCACGACCAAAUCAGUGCCACAGCAAGAUACAAAACUGGAGAUGCAGUGUGAGGUGAUGGAACAGAGAGAACUGAUUAAGUUUAUGGCUUGUCAUAGCAGCAGCAAAGAUCUGGAACAUUUCCAGUCUCAGGAAUACACAUGGUCCAGCAGUGACACUGUCAGUGAUCCAGGGCAGUCUGUAGAGGAGUGUUUGGCCCAGCUUCUCACUAAAUUAAAGAAAUUGCCAGAGGAACUGGAUUCAUGCCAGGAUAUAAAUUCUUCAGAGACUAAAGAACAUCUGUUGGAGAUUCCUCUGCUUGUGUUAAAAACCAGGGAAACUCAGACAAGUGACUCAACUAAACUCAUGAAGGACUUCGCCAGCAUGAAGAGCCUGCAGGGUAUCACAUGGACCACAAUGCAUGUAUGGCGGAGGUCUUUUUGGCAAAAUAAUUUUGAGCAACAGGGAUGCUCUGACGCACUUCUGAAGGGUUUAAAGGAUCUUCUGGAGCUGGGCUCUGAACGGAUACAACGCUGUCAGGAUACACACCCUCACAACUGCAGCCAUCUGCGUAGCCUUCUCAGAGGACACAAGAGAUUCUUCAGAGACUUGGGGCAGAACGUUGCAAUGUUUAAGCUGCUGUCCCAUAAGCUGCCAGAGGGGGCGCUGCAGGGCCAGGCAGAGGUGGAGCAGUUAAUAUCAGCACUGCAGGAUCAAGCACAGAGUCAUGGGGUCCAAAUGCAACACAAUUUGCAGGAGUGGUCUUGGUAUGAGGAGGUCACAGAAAGACUGUUCAAGCAGUUGGAUGAGCUGGAGACAGACGUGCCCAGUCUAGAUUUGGAGCCGGAGGGGGACAUGCAGGGUCAGCUGCAGUCCUGUGAGAAGUUGCUCAAGGCCCUAGAAGACAUGAGGCCUCAGGUGGGAGAGAUCCAGGACCAGCUCAGGGCCCCUCAGAAUAAGGGUUGCUGCUGUGAGGUGCCAGGCAAGGCUGUCCCAAGAUCACGACUGUUGACAUGCUGGCAGGAGCUCCAUAAACAACUAGAGCAUAAGAUACAUUUCACAAAAAAGAUCAUGAAGAAUUAUGACAGGUUUCAGCAUGAUUCAACUGAACUAGAGGAGUGGAUGAGUUCUGCUCAUGAAAAGGUUCAGAAGUUGAACAGUUCGUCUGACAGAUUUGUCCUUACCCAGCUCAUGGAGUUCUUUAAGGAGCUGGAGGUGAGGUCUGCACUGAAAUUAUCUGCAACCUGUGCAGGCACAAACAUAUUGCAUCUGACUGACAGUGAAGCUCCUGGUCUGCGCAGACGACUGGCUCAACUUGAGCAGGGCUGGAUGGACAUGACUAGUAUGCUGCCCACCCUUCACCAGACACAGCAACGGCUGUUGGCGAGCCAGUCUCAGAGUCAGACUUUAGCUGAGCUGACCUCCUUUCUGGAGCAUGUUGAGAGUAGAAUGGAGGAGGAAAGGUCUAGGGUCCAUUGCGCCCUGGGUUCCACUGAGCUGUUUAGAUAUCUACAGAUUUUGAAGGACAUCAAGGCUGAGGUAACCAGCCACCAAUCCUGCCUUGACUUUCUGAACCAGUCUGUAGAAGGGGUGGGGUCUGUGGAUAAUCUAGCCAAUCGUACUGAGCACAUCCUCUUUGCUGAGCAACUUGGAGCUCUCAAUCUGAGUUGGCUUGUUCUACAGGGCAAGAUUGACAGCGAGAUACAUGAUGCAGAGGACAAAUGGCAGGCCCAUGCAGACAGAGAAAGGCAAUUGCAGUAUAUACACAGCUGGAUCUCUCAACGUAUGGAAUGGGUGAGAAACAGCAUGAGACCAGACAGCUGCUGGCAGAUUGAGCAAGCAUUACAGGAGUGUGAGGAGAUAGAAGAACGGCUGAGUGUGAAUUCCUCUGAGCUGCUGGGUUUGAGAGCUCUCCACCUGUUUGGGCAGCGAGAUGGUCAACACCCCGGAGAUCAAGGAUUCUCCAUGAACGUGAAUUUAGCCAUCCAGGACUGCCAAAAUUUGAGCCAACAGAUAAACACUCUCAAGUCAACUCUGCGGCCAAUCAGGGAUGAGUGGGUUUACUUUAAAUCCGAAAUGUGUGCCAAAGGACUGCAAACAAGCGGGGUGGUCUACAGGCUUGAGCUCAACAGAGUUCCUCUGUUCUCAUCUGAGCAGAGCAGAGUUUAUGUGGAACAUCUGCAAGAGCUUGAAAAGGAGCUGGACAAAUCAGAGACUUGGACCUACGUAACUCAAGUGCUUUCUGACUUGAGAGACAAACUCAACCCUUGUGCAGCCACACCUCUGUCUGAUCACCUGGAGAAAGGAAGAACCCGACAUCUAGCAGUGAUUGAGGACUUGCGUACUGACUUACUAAAGGCCCAGGAUGCUCUGCGCCUCUGGCUGGAAUAUGAACGUCUCACUGGAGAGUGCAGUGCUCUUCUAAAUCAGCACUGGGAAAGGCUUGAAGAGCUUCUGAAUUCUCCAGCAACAGGCGAGAAUACUGCAGAGCUGCUUCACAGCAGAAUGCAAAGCAUCAAUGUUCUAGAGAAAGACAUGGAGACCUUACAAAGCAGUGUGGGAAAAGUGCUGGAGGUUGCAGAGCUUCUCAAUGGGCAGAUUGAGCCCCAGUCAGUGCCACUAAUCCAAUCAGAAACCAGGUUACUCUCAUGUAACCUUGUCCAUCUUGGCAAGGCACUUGCUGAGAGUGGGGCACAAGUUCAGGAGGAGCUGGAGGAACACAGCAGUUUCAACACUGAGCUUGAGUCACUGGAGCAACGAUUUGAGAGCUUUGAAUGCAUUAUAAGCUCUUCAGUUGUAAGCUUGGGGAGCCUGAAGAUGGUUCUGUUAGAUCUGAGUGGGCUGACCCCUAACCUCAGUGCUCUGAAUCAGAAGUGUGUCAGACUCGUCCUAAGCGCCACAGAUGAAAAGAGGCUACAGACCCUGAACACUCAGUGGGUGCAGCUUUUCUCUCAGGUCACAGACAGGCACAGGAAGAUGUAUACGGAGAGUCUGCAUGCUCAGAACUUCAAACAGAAGUGCCAGUGUUGGAUGGAGCUCCUGAACAAAAUCGAGGCUGGUUUGUCCAAUCAGGUGCUUGGAAACUGUUCUGCCAUAAGAGAGCAGCUAGCUCUGCAUCAGACACUGAAAGUGGAGGUGCUGAUCAGCCAGCAGCUACUGGAUGCCAUUCUUAAUGAGGUUUUACGCUUCCUGGAGAGUGGUCAAAUUGAGGACAGAAGUCAUCUAAACCUAAGACUCAGCCAGCUGAAGGAGUGUUGGCAGGAGAUGCAGCAAAGAGUCCAGCAACAUGGGAGAUAUCUGGAGGGGCUGAUGGGAAAGUGGCAGCUCUAUGAUGCAGACUUGAAGAAACUUUUGAAGUUACUCAGACACAUUGAAGAACUGCUGCCCCCAACAGGUCUGGCUCCCUGCAGCUUAAAGCAGCUCCAAUGCUCCAUAAAAGAUUUUGAGUGGACUGAAGAGCAACUACAGCAUUGUGAAGAACUUUACAAUCAGACUGUGGAGGUAGGCAUACAGAUCCAUGCCGUAGCAGAUGUGCAGACACAGACACACCUGCAAACUGAACUUGAUGCCCUCAAGGAGAUGUGGGAGCAAAGCUGUAGCCUUGUGACAAAAAGAAAGGCUCUUGCAAACACCAUAACUCAAACAUGGAGGCACUGUGAAACUGGACUGGUUAAUAGUGCUCUAAAACUGAAAGAGAUCAAAACAAGAUUGACAAGUCCUCUGCCAGAGAAACUGGAAGAACUAAAGACACACAAGCAGCUCUGCAAGGAGGACGAGGACUCGCUGGAGAUUUGGGCUGGAGGUCUGAAAGAGCUGAUAACCAUGAAGGCAGACGUGUCUCAGUACGUGCUGCCCGCAGACACUGCGCUGCUUCAGGGACAGGUAGAAGAACUUCACAGCCAGUGGGAAGAACUUUGCCUGAAGGUGUCACUUCGCAAACAGGAGAUAGCUGAUCGCCUGAACGCCUGGAUCAUUUUCAACGAUAAGAACAAAGAGCUCUGUGAUUGGCUGACACAGAUGGAGAAAAAGGUGGCUCACCGAGGCGAAAACCUUAGUAUUGAGGAAAUGGUGGAGAAACUUAAAAAGGAUUGCAUGGAGGAGAUUAACCUCUUCAGCGAGAACAAGAGCCACCUCAAGCAGCUGGGUGAGCAGCUCUUAUUGGCCAGUGACAAAACGAAAGAGGCAGAGAUCCACGGGGCCUUACGUGAUGUCAACGACCGCUGGCAGCACCUGUUCGACCACAUUGAAGCCAGGGUAAAAAAGCUGACGGAGACACUUGUGACAGUGCAGCAAUUGGAUAAGAACAUGAAUAACCUUCGUUCUUGGCUCAGCCGCAUUGAGGCAGAGCUGGCCAAACCAAUUCACUACAGUGUCUGCCACAGAGAUGAGAUCCAGAAGAAGCUGGCAGAACAGCAGGACCUGCAGCGUGACAUCGAGCAACACACUGAGAGGGUGGCAUCUGUGCUCACCCUGUGUGAAGUUCUUCUCCAUGAUGAAGAUGCCUGCAGCAGCGAUGGAGAGAAUGAAUCCAUUCUGCAGACCACACACAGCUUGGACCAGCGCUGGAGAAAUAUCUGCUCUGUGUCCCUGGAGAGGAGGCUCAGGGUUGAGGAGACGUGGGGGCUGUGGUGUAAGUUUCAGGAGGAUUACACUCUAUUUGAGAACUGUCUGAUUGUAGCUGAGCACACUGCUGCUGAACCCAAUUCAUCAGAGGUCCUGUACACUGAGGCCAAAGAGGAGCUCAAGAAAUAUGAGGCCUUUCAAAGGCAGGUACAUGAGAGUCUGACCCAGCUGGAGAUCAUUAAUAACCAGUACAGGCGUCUGGCCCGAGAGAACCGCACCGAUGCAGCCAGUAGACUCAGGGCCAUGGUGCACCAAGGUAACCAGCGCUGGGACGCACUCCAGAGGAGAGUGGCUGCCAUACUGCGCAGACUCAGGCAUUUCACGAGUCAGAGAGAAGAGUUUGAGGGAACCCGCGAGAGUCUCCUCAUCUGGCUGACUGAUAUUGACCUUCAGCUGACCAACGUGGAGCACUUCUCUGAAAGCGACCUCCAAGAUAAGAUGAAACAGCUCAAGAGUUUUAAGAAGGAGAUCACUCUGAACACCAACAAGAUUGAUGCUUUGAUAGUGUUUGGGGAGGGUCUGAUUCAGAAGAGCUCUCCUCAAGAUGCUGUUGUGAUUGAAGAUGAGCUGGAGGAACUGCACACGUACUGUCAGGAGGUGUUCGGCAGAGUGGCUCGAUUCUACCAGCGUCUCACCAACCUCAGACCGGUUUUACGAGAGCAGCCAGAGCUAUUUGACAGUGAGAAGUCCAGAGAGACGCUGGGCAGCCCCACUACCAGCCAGCCCUCCAUGUGCCUGCUAUCCCCACCUCAUGAGCGCUCGGGCCGUGAAACCCCUGUCAGCGUGGAUUCCAUCCCUCUGGAGUGGGAUCACACUGGGGAUGUUGGCGGCUCUUCUUCACAUGAUGAGGAUGAGGAAGCUGCUUUCUUCUCUGCCUUGUCAGGACAGAACUGGCACUUUCAAAACAUGCCUGAAAGGAAAUCUCUCCACCUGGAAACGUCCUCACCUGCACAUACCAGCACUCCCUAUAAGCAGGACUAUGUCCAGCUGAUGUCAGAGUGCAGUGGCAGUAUUAAGAGUGUGAAAAGAGUUUCUAUGAUCCUGGAUGAUGAGGAACAGCUGGAGGAACAAGGCCUCACUGGCCUCAAGACUGCAGACAAACAGACAGGAGUAAUAGAGCGCUGGGAGCUGCUACAAGCACAAGCUGUGAGCAAGGAACAGUGCAGCACUAGAGACCCUCAGCUUCUGACAUCUGACCUGAACAACAUCACUUCCUGGCUGGAUCAUGUUACCCCUGAGCUGGAUCGAUUGCAAAAGCCUGAGACAUCUGUCAGUCUCGAAUUCUUAGAAGCAAGAGUCAAACAGCUUAAAGAAAUGCAGAAGGCAUUUGCUCGCUAUAAGACCAUGAUGCUGUCUCUGAAUUUGGGUGGGCGAGAGCUGCAGGAAGAGGCUGGUCUAGGAGCUCAGGAGCUUAAGGAAGAUCUGCGCAGCAUGAAUCGCCGCUGGACAGAGGCUUGUGAAGGCCUAGAGGAAUGGGAGGGGAGUCUACGCAAUACACUAGAACAUUGUCAAGAGUUUCAUGAGAUGGUGCACUCUCUACUGCUAUGGCUGGCCCAUGCAGAGAGCAGACGCUACGUGGUGAACAUGCACGACCCUUCUGUGCAGCUCUCCAUGUUACAGGAACACAGGAACACACUGAAGGUUCUGGCUGAGGAGCUGCAGGAAAGACAAAAGCAGGUGGGCUCCCUGCAGGAGAUCGCCUCCGAACUGCUCCUGGAGUCUGGGGGAGAGGACAGUACUGAAGCAAGGGAAAAACUCCAUGUCAUCGGAAGCAAACUACGUCUGCUAUCAUGUCAGGUCAACCAGGAUCUUCUCACUAUUCAGGAGCAAUUGGAGCCUACAGCAGAUGCAACAGGAGACAGGAAAUCCUCAUGCUCCAGGCCAGGGAAGCGUGACCCCUCACCUCAACGCUCUUUCUUUUAUCGGGUAAUCCGAGCUGCUUUUCCCCUCCAUCUCCUCUUCAUCCUGCUGCUAGUGCUGGCCUGCCUGGUCCCUCUUUCCGAAGACGACUACAGCUGCACCCUUUCCAACAAUUUUGCCCGGUCAUUCCACCCCAUGUUGCGCUACACCAACGGUCCUCCCCCCACAUGAAUC